Molecule: messenger RNA, 1205 nt
Organism: Drosophila obscura
Lineage: Eukaryota; Metazoa; Arthropoda; Insecta; Diptera; Drosophilidae
Product: tax1-binding protein 3 homolog
Exons: 3
Coding region: 98-469 (123 amino acids)
Molecular function (GO): protein binding
Source: RefSeq, a predicted model, not a curated record
AGAAGAAGAUUUUGUUGUGGGCGACAGCGACUAUUGCUGAAAAUAAUUACCUGUUAGCAUUUAAUUGCCCUCAAAUCAUAACGAAACAACAGCAAUCAUGGCGAAAAUGGCAUUUCAGCACCAGGCCGGCACUGCUAUGGAGUGUUUGAGCAUUCCAAUAACGCUGCACAAGGAGCAGGGCUACGAUCAGGAGGGACGCGAGAUACUCAAGUGCGGUUUCAAAAUCGGUGGCGGCAUUGACCAGGACUACAAGAAAAGCCCCCAGGGUUAUUCAGAUUACGGAAUAUACGUCACAGAGGUGCACGAGGGCAGUGCUGCGGCACGGGCAGGACUGCGCAUCCAUGACAAAAUACUCCAGUGCAAUGGCUACGACUUUACAAUGGUCACACAUAAAAAGGCCGUCAGCUACAUUCGGAAAAACCCAAUCCUUAAUAUGCUGGUGGCCCGCAAGGGCGUCACCUCCACAUAAAUGAGCAUGGAGCCGGGCGUGCCUCUAAUAUGUAAGCAGCAGUAUUUAAGCGGCAUAUAAACUAUCUACUUCAUUGCCACUCUGUGCUAAGGAUCUCUACGCUCUUUGGAAACUAUCCGAACACUUAGAUAUACACUAAAUAUACGCUAUCACCCUAUCCCGUAUGUAUACAUGCACCCUAUGCAUAUCGCACAAACAUACAUACACAUACGUAUGUAUACCCAAAUGUAAACCGUAAAUGUAGCAACUAGUAACGCUUCUUGUUAAAUUCAAUUUCUUUGCCUUGGUUUAAGUAGCCCGGGUGCAUGUGCUGCUCAUCAGUUGCUGAUCUGAUCGAAUUGCCAAUAUAUAUAUAUCCAGUGUAAAGAACAUAUUGCCAAAUACCGAAUACAAAGCGAAACAGAAGCGUAAACAUAAACCUAAACAUACUCGUAGACAUGCCACCAGAUUUGAUAUAACAAAUUUUGUACUUUUAUAAAUGUGCGUAGCAGCAAGCGCCGCUACCACAACACCAUUCCAAAAAACUGAAACCGAAACUCAAACUCAAACGCGAAACAAAGCAAAUAACUAACGCAAAGUUGUUGAAACAUACAAACAUAGUACAUACAUGUGAUAAAUAUGCCCGUUAACUGUGCAGAGAUGUGUAUACAUAACUUAAGUUUUACAAUUGAGUUUUUUAAUGUUAAAUUGCAUUUGAAUAAAUGUUUGCUAAAUAAAGAUGCAAGGAAUUGUGUAA